AUGUACCAAAAAGGAAUAAAACCGAUCGACGAGGUUUACCGAGAGAUUUCGGUUUUGUUCAGAGAUGCCCCCGACUUGUUGGAAGAUUUCAAGCUCUUCAUGCCGGAUACAACGGCUCCUGUUCUGGAUCAACAGGGGAGGAUGCAAGGACCGCAGCUGGGUGAAUACAACAACUACGGUCAGGUGUAUUAUGAUGGGAAGCAGGCGGGGCAUCUAGGUCAGCCUCAUUCACAAGCCCAACCGCAACAGUCGAAUGUUCAACUCCCUCCUGUUGGAAGUUUCCAGCCUCCAACUUUCCGCCAGCCUGUGCCUCAAAUGCCUUCUAAAGAUAAAAAGAAGAGGUGGGGUUCACAGCAGCUAUCUCAAUCUAUUCCCUCGCAAAAGUCUUAUCAGAUGACGCAACCAUAUGAUGAGCCUCCAGUCUCCAACAUACGUGCUUCUUUGCAACCCAGACGGAAAGACGAAAACCCUUCUUUGCUACCAGGUGUUCCGGAGCCAGUUUAUCCAAAUGCCGUUGAGUCUGAUCUCACGGAUGAGGUUACCUUCUUCGAUAAGGUGAAGAAGGCUAUCAACAAUAAGCAAACCUACAACGAGUUUCUCAAGUUUCUCAGGCUUUACACCAGCGAAGUUAUUGAUAAGGACACGCUGGUUGAGAAGGCGGAAGGAUUCAUUGGUGGCUUCCCUGAUCUCUUUGACUGGUUCAAGUCCUUUGUUGGGUGGGAAGAGAAACCCCUUCAUAUUGAGAAUAUUGCAAUCAAGAAACAGCAACUGGAUCUCAUGAUGUGCAAAGCGUGUGGCCCGUCCUAUAGAUUGCUUCCAAAGUCACAAACAUACAUGCCUUGUUCUGGCAGAGAUGAAAUGUGCUGGGAAGUUCUGAAUGACGAAUGGGCAGGACACCCAGUCUGGGCUUCGGAAGAGUCUGGAUUUAUUGCUCAUCGUAAGAAUCAGUAUGAGGACAUUCUGUUCCGAAUUGAAGAAGAAAGACACGAAUAUGAUUUCUACAUGGAAGCCAACCUUAGAACCAUUCAAACGCUUGAAACGAUUGCCAACCGACUUGCAAAUAUGACACCAGAUGAAAAGGCCAAGUUCAAGCUCCCACCAGGGCUUGGCCACACAUCUGUCACGAUAUACAAGAAAGUGAUCAGAAAAGUGUAUGACAAGGAUAAGGGUUUUGAAGUCAUCGAGGCUCUUCAUGAAAAUCCUGCUGUUGCUGUUCCGGUUGUUCUGAAAAGACUAAAGCAGAAGGACGAGGAGUGGAAGAGAGCUCAUCGUGAAUGGAACAAAGUUUGGAGGGAAUUGGAACAAAAAGCUUUCUACAAGUCUCUUGACCACCUUGGUUUGACAUUUAAGCAGAUAGACAAGAAGCUUUUGACCAACAAGCAGCUAGUUAGUGAGAUCUCUACAAUCAAGCAAGAGCAAAUGCAAAAGAAGCUGCACCCAUUGAUGCCUAUCCCAGCUCCGCAAUUGAGUUAUCAUUACGAUGACUUUGAGGUUUUCAUGGAUAUUCUCAAGCUAGUUGACUGCUACUUAUCUCACAGCCAGACGUAUUCCCAGUAUGAUAAGGAAAAAAUUGAAGGAUUCCUCAGAUCUUUCAUUGCCAAAUUUUUCUUCCUAGACUCCAAAUUCAUCGAUAAUGCUAUGGCAAGAAGAUCUGUCGGCCAAGUGAAGGAAGUGCAAAAAGAAGAUCCCGACAAUAAGGAAACUGUGCCAGCUGUUCCUACUCUGUCCCAGUCAAAGAAGAGAUCGAGGGAAAACGAUCUUUUGAGGGACGUCUUAAAGAAAGUUAAAAAACCAAAGAAGAACGAAGGCGAUGAGGAAUCUGACUCCGCGGGUUCUGCUCAGACCGCUUCGCAGGGCGAAGAGAAUGAUGAAGUCGAAAGAGCGCAAACAAAUUGGAUUACGAAUGACAGACCGAAUAUCUCCUAUGGUGACGAUCGGACCGAGUUCAACAUGUUCUGCAACACCCAGCUCUAUGUGUUCUACCGCUUUUUGAACACUCUUUAUGAGCGUUUACUUGAAAUCAAACAGAUGGCUCCAAGCGUCAACAAAGAGAUCAAAUCGAGAAAGGUGACACCUUUUGCCAAGGAUUUGGGUCUGAUCAAUGAUCAAUUAGAGGAGAUGGGUAUCAACAUUAAGGGCGAUGACUCGUACAAUGAAGCUCUGGAACUUUGCGCAAAAGUCAUUGAGGGCUCUUUGGACCAAAACAAUUUUGAAGAGACCCUCCGUCAAGGAUUCCGCAACAAAGCAUUUAAGCUGUUCACCGUGGACAAGGUUAUUUCUGGUCUUUUGAAGCACUGCCACAACAUUGUUAGUGACUCAAAGUGUACCGAAAUCGUUCUGCUGAUGGAGAAGGACCGGAACAACUCCAAGACGACCGCAAGAGACCAAAUCAUCUACAGAAUGCAGGUCCGCAACCUGAUGGCUUCGGAUGAGAACAUGUUCAAGAUUGUUUUCAACAAGGCUGCCAACGACACGACGAUCACAUUCUUGGCAUUGGACGAUACCACGAUCCGUGAUGACUCGAAGACACCAGAAGAGAAGUGGAACUACUAUCUCACCAGUUACGCCAUGUCCCAUCCUACAGAAGGUAUUGAUCCAAACGCAAUUUUGCUUCCUUUCUUGAAGUCCAACGUCGAAGAGGAAGAGGAGGAGGAAGGAGAGAUUGAUGGUAUCGCAGACUCCAAGCUGAAGGUCAAAAUUGAUAAGGAGACGUACAGAUUAGUGUUUGAGCCGGGCUCUUAUGAUGUGUUUGUGCGGGACACUGCAUUCAGCAAGGACGAAAAACGUUUAAGCAAAGAAAUUAGGAUGAGGAGUUUACAGGAAGCCUUAGAUGGCGAAUUCGGGCUUGGAAAGGAGUUGGAUGAAGGCGAGAUUGAAGAAGCUAAUAAACAGUUCAAAGCUUGGAUCGAGCAAGGUCCGCAGGCUUAUCAACAAGCGGGUAGCAAACUGAUCGAUUCUGCGGGAGAUACAGUGAGCACUGGGCGGGACACUGUUGUUUCCGCGGGCGCCCCUUCCCAAACCGACCACACUAGUGCCGACACCAACAAUGAGGGUGAGUAA
This is a messenger RNA of Ogataea parapolymorpha DL-1, 3060 nucleotides long. Its product is annotated as Component of the Sin3p-Rpd3p histone deacetylase complex. Gene Ontology annotation, molecular function: transcription corepressor activity. The transcript has a single exon. Bases 1 to 3060 code for a protein of 1019 amino acids. The record is from RefSeq and is a predicted model, not a curated record. Lineage: Eukaryota; Fungi; Ascomycota; Pichiomycetes; Pichiales; Pichiaceae. Gene Ontology annotation, cellular component: chromatin; Sin3-type complex. Gene Ontology annotation, biological process: negative regulation of transcription by RNA polymerase II.